CUCUUUUAAAAACUAAUGAAGUUGUCUCUCUCUGCCUUGUUCUUGGUUGCUGCCUUUGUUAAUGUUCAAGCUGCCUCUUCUGAUAAAUCCUCUAACAGCAACAUUAUUUGCACUCGCCCCAAUAAUCGCGGUAGUGGCUCCGGUUUAGGUUGGAGAGGAUUCUGCUGCAAGACAGACGAUGACUGCCAUGAAUCUUGCAUUAAAGGAAAGUGCAACGGUCGUGUUGAUCCCAAGUACGCUAGCCCUAUUAACGAUGGUACCUGUAUUGACACUGGUAAUAUUGGAUCUCGCACAGGUGAAGGUUGGGGAAAUUUCUGCUGUGAAACCUCUGAGGACUGUCGUGAAGACUGUGUCAAGGGCAAAUGUACUGGCAAAACCCAUUGCAUUCUUCCUAAAAACCAAGGGAAAGGUUCCGGUCAGGGCUGGAAGGACUACUGCUGCAAGAACAGUGAUGACUGCCGCGAUAGCUGUAUCAAGGGUAGAUGCACUGGCAAGCCUAAUCCCAAGUUUGCCUAGAUUCCUUGCCUAAGUAGCAUAAUUUAUACAGCAC
Molecule: messenger RNA, 550 nt
Organism: Rhizopus microsporus ATCC 52813
Lineage: Eukaryota; Fungi; Mucoromycota; Mucoromycetes; Mucorales; Rhizopodaceae
Exons: 1
Coding region: 16-516 (166 amino acids)
Source: RefSeq, a predicted model, not a curated record